CUGCGUUCUGUGACAUCAUGCGCAUACCCUCUAUAGACCCUCUCAUCACUCUUGUUUAGUCCAAUCACUGAGGUGUCAUCUACAAAUUUUAUGACGAUUGUGUUUUACCUACUCUCACUAUCAGGAAGUGAAAUAGCCCCAACAUGCUCUGUAUUCUCACCUGUUUUAUUCAGGCAGCCUGGAUAUGAGACAGCCGCCUGCUGGGUUUCAACAAAUUAACAAUCUGGCUGAGUGAUGGAGAGAACUCCAAACUGCUGCGCUAUUACUUCACUGAUCGCUUUGGCCAUCCUAGUCUUAUUUCCUGUGAGGUCUUGGUGUGAGGAAGACACCUACAAAUUGCCAGCACAGGCCAACAAGCCAGAGUGCUGUGUUAAUGGAGCUGCACAGCUGCACAAGAGAUUUGAUGACAUCGACUAUGACAGCUUUGUGAGUCUAAUGGGAAGGAGAAGUGCUGCUCAUGCUAAGAGAGACAUGGAUCACAUCUUCACUGCUCUGCUGGGACGGAGAACAAGAAUAGUGUGUCCAUGUGCCAAGGAGUAUUUCAACAGAGAAAGAGAGGCCAACUAAUCAAUCACGGGAGGCAGAGGUAAGAGACACUGACCUGCAGGUGUUUCUGGCUCUGGAGCUGAGAGUCAUCUGCUGCCUCCAUGUUCCUGCUCAACACAGG
Molecule: messenger RNA, 667 nt
Organism: Micropterus dolomieu (smallmouth bass)
Lineage: Eukaryota; Metazoa; Chordata; Actinopteri; Centrarchiformes; Centrarchidae
Gene: tac3b
Product: tachykinin precursor 3b
Exons: 5
Coding region: 235-567 (110 amino acids)
Source: RefSeq, a predicted model, not a curated record